AUGGCAUCCGUGAGUAAUGGCAAUACGCCAACCGUCCCGGACGAUGUGGGCAAACAUCCCGAGGGGGUGGUCUUGCCACCAAAGGACAUUCGAGCGAUCGUUGAGAAGACAGCUGGCUAUGUUGCCCGGAAUGGCGCUGUAUUUGAAGAUCGCGUACGCGAAAAGGAACGGAACAAUCCUAAAUUUUCCUUCCUAAGCUUGAAUGACCCGUAUGCACCAUUCUACCAAUGGCGUCUCAAUGAGAUCAAGGAGGGGAGAGGGACUGAUGUGUCUGCUGGCCGCCCAGGCGAGCCGACUCCGACUCCAGCACCCGAAGCCCCCAAAGGACCUGUAGAACCUCCAGAGUUCCACUUCUCAGCACGAAUGCCGAUCAUCAAUGCGCAAGAUUUGGAAGUUGUCAGGCUCACAGCUCUUUUUGUAGCCAAACGGGGAAAGUCUUUUAUGACGGCUCUUUCUCAGCGAGAAGCGAGGAACUUCCAGUUUGAUUUCCUUCGACCACAGCACAGUCUCUAUCAGUUUUUUACGCGAUUGGUCGACCAGUACACUAUUCUUUUGCGACCAGAGGGCGUCGAUGAAGCUACUUCUCAGAAGAAGAGAAUGGCAGAACUAAGGCACAAUGUGAAGAAUAGGUUUCAUAUUCUAGAGCGCGCAAGGGAGCGCGCGGAAUGGGUGAAAUACCAGGAGCAGCAGAAACAAAAGAAGGAAGAAGAGGAAGAAGCUGAGCGGAUAGAGUAUGCGCAAAUUGACUGGCAUGACUUCGUGGUCGUGGAAACGGUUCUCUUCACGGAAGCAGACGAUCAAGCCGACCUGCCUCCGCCAACCUCCCUAAACGACCUGCAGUCGGCUUCCCUAGAGCAGAAAGCAAUGAUGUCGCUCAAUCCUCUCCGCAUUGAAGAAGCAAUGCCAACCGAAAUGGAAACACCCACGUACUACAACGCCUACCCCACACAGCAAGAACCGCAGCCCGCCGUUCAACCAGUCGGUCCUGUGUAUUCCCCUCAGCCGCAACCACCACAAGCCGUUCCAAUUCCGCCAGUUGCCGCAACAGCUGCAGCCCAAGAAGAAGAGCAACGUAUCCGAGAACGCAUGGAGGCCCGUGAACAAGCUGCCGCCGCCAAAGCCGCUCCGGGCCAGCAACCAAUGCGCAUCCGCUCCGACUACGUCCCACGUGCGCAAGCUCGCCGCCAGAACGCCGCAGGUGCUAUGGCUCUCUGUCCAAACUGUAAACAACAAAUUCCCGAAGCAGAAUUGCAACAACACAUGCGCAUUGAAAUGCUGGACCCCCGCUGGCGAGAACAGCAGGCCAAGACCCAGGCUCGAACCGCAACAACCAACCUUUCUACAGCAGACGUGGUUGGUAAUCUCAAACGACUUGCUAGUCAGCGAAGCGACGUAUUUGAUUCUACUGCUCUCCAAGGCGUUCCUGAUCCCGAGGAAGAGGCCAGGAAGAAGCGUAUGGCGUUUGAAGGAGCCCCGGGAGCCGGGCCGCAGCAGCAGGGCCCUAUGGGCGGGCCACAGAACCCUCAAAACAUGAAUAUCGAGGAUCAGAUCAGGCAUCUUCAUGAGCGGUAUAAGCAAUGA
Molecule: messenger RNA, 1581 nt
Organism: Aspergillus puulaauensis
Lineage: Eukaryota; Fungi; Ascomycota; Eurotiomycetes; Eurotiales; Aspergillaceae
Gene: PRP21
Product: putative pre-mRNA splicing factor
Exons: 3
Coding region: 1-1581 (526 amino acids)
Biological process (GO): mRNA cis splicing, via spliceosome; regulation of alternative mRNA splicing, via spliceosome
Cellular component (GO): U2-type prespliceosome; U2 snRNP; catalytic step 2 spliceosome
Molecular function (GO): RNA binding
Source: RefSeq, a predicted model, not a curated record